Molecule: messenger RNA, 1537 nt
Organism: Panthera uncia (snow leopard)
Lineage: Eukaryota; Metazoa; Chordata; Mammalia; Carnivora; Felidae
Exons: 3
Coding region: 146-889 (247 amino acids)
Source: RefSeq, a predicted model, not a curated record
GGCCCCUUCCGUGAGGGGGAGGGAGUCUGAGCCGGGCGCUGGGGGCCCCCCCAGCGGGGCCGCCCUCGGUGCUGGCGAGGAGUCUGGAAGGAAUCCGCGUUAUCGCUCGGUUAACGCACGUUAAGCGGAGCACAGGCGCUAGACGAUGAGCCACGGCCACCGACCGGCCACAGAGGAAGUGAAGGAGGGACGUCCGCACUCACCGGUGCCGGGGGAAGUGCCAGGACACGGGGAGACCGUUGACCACAAGGCUUCCGGGAGUCAGCUGCUAAGAGAGACGUGGCAGGCUCAGGGGCCUUUGUGGGCGCGGAGGAAAGGACGCACGGAGGAGUGCCCCCAGCUCCACGCGGCGCAAAAGCGGACCCCACGGAUGGUCUCCGGUGACCAGGGGCGUCCCCGGAGCCGGACAGGUGGGGCCGAUGGGAAUUCGGUGCAGGCCACUGCCGGGGCCCCUGUGGGCCGUGGGUGCCUGACGGUGGGACACCGUUUGCCGAGGUGGCCCAGCUGCCCGGGGUGGAGGGCGUUGUCCCGGCCACCGUGCCAUCGGCCCGGCUGCGCCCACUCUGCUCCAUCACCAAGCAGGUGUACCGUGUGCCCUUCAGGAACCCGCUGCCGCCCCUGGGGCCUCUUCCACGGCCAGCGGGGGAGGGGGUCCAGCCGGAAGGGGCCCAGUUCACAGAUGGCCCUAUGUGGUCUCAGACUGUGCCAGAGUCAGCGAGGGUCCCCACCUGUUGCCUGCUCCCCAGAGCUCCACGGGGCCUGUUACCCGUCCACGGACCCAGCGCCCUGUCUCGGGUCUGCUCCCGCCAUGGCCCGCACGGCCCCCAGGGUCUGCGGGCCCCUAAAAGCCUCCAGCAACACCACACGAGAUCCUCGAAAGCCCAUUUAAAGCUCAUGGUAAUUACUUCCAGGGGGUUUAUAGCCCCAGAGAGUCUCGUAGCCACGCCCCGCCGUCCAGGAAGGCGAUAUUUCAUCAUCAAGGACGCGACCCUGGGUAUUUACAGACGGUAAUGAGACUGUCCACUGCUCGAUGUUGCCAUAAAUAAGCAGGAAAGUGCUGAGUUUCACGCAAUUCUCCCUGAUUGCCUGGAAGGCGUCAUUAUUUUAAUAAAAAAACUAAUCAGCCAGCCUCCCCAGAUCUCAGGCUCGGUGUUAAUUACAGAGGGGCUGGCGGGCGGGAGCAGCGCCUCGAUGUCACGGGGGUGGGGGCUCUCUCGUGUUGAAAGGAGGGAAUUCAAAGAAAGAGGAAGAGUGUGCUCGCCUUCAAAGUAGCGGUGACGAUGCAGGAUGUCCUUGUGACCCCCGGCACGGACACCAUUACCCCCACAGGGGGUUCAAGGCAGCCACACGCCUUUCUCCACGCCAUGGUCCCCCGGGGUAGCCGGAGAGGGCCCCGCGGAGCCGUGUGGCCAAUUCCACGGGAGCAAAGUGCCCGGCUGGGCUCCUCAGAAAGUGCAGGGAGGCGGGGAGACUUGGUUGUCAGGCUUCCUUCCCUUUUUCACUCCCCUCUGUGCUCUGCCCUGCUCUUCCCCCUGCU